UUAUAAGCCCGCAGUGCCCGGAUGUGAAUGGAUUACAAUGUAUCUUUCAGGGAAACCUAUUAUUAUCAAUGUGACUCCACGGGGGAGUCAAUGGUGAUGAUGAUGAGGAGGAGGAGGAUGAUGAUGGGACACCUCUAAACUUGGAACAAGUUUAAGACUUUAUAAGAGGAGAAGAAAAAAAAAAAACAAGAUUUGUUUGAGGAAAAAUUAUAACUAUUCUGUGUUGAUUUUUUUUUUUUAUAUACAGUAAGAAAAAGUUGUUGGAUUUUUUUUUUAAUGGUUUCUUUUUUGGGGGAGGGAAUUUUGUUGCAGUUCUAUGGUGGAAAAUGCAAAAACCAGAGCCAGGUGCAUAAUCUUGUACUCUGUGGAUAUCCCUGCAGCAGGACUGAGUACCAGUUAAAAUACUUUUUUGGGGGAUACACAUAUGAGAUACUAAGUACUUGCAGAAGAUUUUUCUGUCUUUUUUAAAAAGUCUCUUUCCUUGGAAUAUUGUGAGCAUAUUUGUGGCCAUUUAAGGUUUGUGUGAUUUUGCUAAAAUGCAUCACCAACAGCGAAUGGCUGCCUUAGGGACGGACAAAGAGCUGAGUGAUUUACUGGAUUUCAGUGCGAUGUUUUCACCUCCUGUGAGCAGUGGGAAAAAUGGACCAACUUCUUUGGCGAGUGGACAUUUUACUGGCUCAAACGUAGAAGACAGAAGUAGCUCAGGGUCCUGGGGGAAUGGAGGACAUCCAAGCCCGUCCAGGAACUAUGGAGAUGGGACUCCCUAUGACCACAUGACCAGCAGGGACCUUGGGUCACAUGACAAUCUCUCUCCACCUUUUGUCAAUUCCAGAAUACAAAGUAAAACAGAAAGGGGCUCAUACUCAUCUUAUGGGAGAGAAUCAAACUUACAGGGUUGCCACCAGCAGAGUCUCCUUGGAGGUGACAUGGAUAUGGGCAACCCAGGAACCCUUUCGCCCACCAAACCUGGUUCCCAGUACUAUCAGUAUUCUAGCAAUAAUCCCCGAAGGAGGCCUCUUCACAGUAGUGCCAUGGAGGUACAGACAAAGAAAGUUCGAAAAGUUCCUCCAGGUUUACCAUCUUCAGUCUAUGCUCCAUCAGCAAGCACUGCCGACUACAAUAGGGACUCGCCAGGCUAUCCUUCGUCAAAACCAGCAGCCAGCACUUUCCCCAGCUCCUUCUUCAUGCAAGAUGGCCAUCACAGCAGUGACCCUUGGAGCUCCUCCAGUGGGAUGAAUCAGCCUGGCUACGGAGGAAUGUUGGGCAAUUCUUCUCAUAUUCCACAGUCUAGCAGCUACUGUAGCCUGCAUCCACAUGAACGUUUGAGCUAUCCAUCACACUCCUCAGCAGACAUCAACUCCAGUCUUCCUCCGAUGUCCACUUUCCAUCGUAGUGGUACAAACCAUUACAGCACCUCUUCUUGUACGCCUCCUGCCAACGGGACAGACAGUAUAAUGGCAAAUAGAGGAAGCGGGGCAGCAGGCAGCUCCCAGACUGGAGAUGCCCUGGGCAAAGCGCUUGCUUCGAUCUAUUCUCCAGAUCACACUAACAACAGCUUUUCAUCAAACCCUUCAACUCCUGUUGGCUCUCCGCCUUCUCUCUCAGCAGGCACAGCUGUAUGGUCCAGAAAUGGAGGACAGGCCUCAUCAUCCCCUAAUUAUGAAGGACCCUUGCACUCCUUGCAAAGCCGAAUUGAAGAUCGUUUAGAAAGACUGGAUGAUGCUAUUCAUGUUCUCCGGAAUCAUGCAGUCGGCCCAUCCACAGCCAUGCCUGGUGGCCACGGAGACAUGCAUGGAAUCAUUGGACCUUCUCAUAAUGGAGCAAUGGGUGGUCUGGGCUCAGGGUAUGGAACUGGCCUUCUUUCAGCCAACAGACAUUCGCUCAUGGUUGGGGCCCAUCGUGAAGAUGGUGUGGCCCUGAGAGGCAGCCAUUCUCUUCUGCCAAACCAGGUUCCGGUUCCACAGCUUCCUGUCCAGUCUGCAACUUCCCCUGACUUGAACCCACCCCAGGACCCCUACAGAGGCAUGCCACCAGGACUACAGGGGCAGAGUGUCUCCUCCGGCAGCUCUGAGAUCAAGUCUGACGAUGAGGGCGAUGAGAACCUGCAAGACACGAAAUCUUCCGAGGACAAGAAAUUAGAUGACGACAAGAAGGAUAUCAAAUCAAUUACUAGGUCAAGAUCUAGCAAUAAUGAUGAUGAGGACCUGACACCCGAGCAGAAGGCAGAGCGUGAGAAGGAGCGGAGGAUGGCCAACAACGCCCGUGAACGCCUGCGGGUCCGCGACAUCAAUGAGGCUUUCAAAGAGCUCGGCCGCAUGGUGCAGCUCCACCUCAAGAGUGACAAGCCCCAGACCAAGCUCCUGAUCCUCCACCAGGCAGUGGCUGUCAUCCUCAGCCUGGAGCAGCAAGUCCGAGAAAGGAAUCUGAACCCAAAAGCUGCGUGUCUGAAGAGAAGGGAGGAAGAGAAGGUCUCCUCGGAGCCUCCCCCGCUCUCCUUGGCCGGCCCACACCCUGGGAUGGGAGAUGCAUCGAAUCACAUGGGACAGAUGUAAAAGGGUCCAAGUUGCCACAUUGCUUCAUUAAAACAAGAGACCACUUCUUUAACAGCUCUGUUAUCUUAAACCCACAUAAACACUUCUCCUUAACCCCUUUUUUUGUAAUAUAAGACAAGUCUGAGUAGUUAUGAAUCACAGACGCAAGAGGUUUCAGCAUUCCCAAUUAUCAAAAAACAGAAAACAAACAAAAAAAAAAAAAAAAAAGAAAGAAAGAAAAAAGUGCAACUUGAGGGACGACUUUCUUUAACAUAUCAUUCAGAAUGUGCAAAGCGGUAUGUACAGGCUGAGACGCAGCCCAGAGACUGAAUGGCAAUCUUUCCACACUGUGGAACAAUGCAUUUGUGCCUAAACUUCUUUUGGAAAAAAAAAAUAUAAUUAAUUUGUAAGUCUGAAAAAAAUAUUUAAUUUAAAAAAAAUUGUAAACUUGCAAUAAUGAAAAAGUGUACUUCUGAAGAAAACUACAUGAACGUUUUUGUUGGUAUUUCAAGUCAGCUAGUGUUUAUAAUUACUGGAUAUUGAAUAGGGAAGCUUGGCUACCCUAGUAACAAAACCAGCAAACGUCCUGAUGACAACAAAGUGAUGACAUUAGCCAUUCCUUAGGGUAGGAGGAACAGAUGGAUCUUAUAGACCUAUGACAAAUAUAUAUAUAAAUAUAUAUAUAAAUAUAUAUUAAAAAUUUAGUGACUAUGGUAAGCUUUUGUUCAUUUGUUUCAGACUUUUUUCUCCUGUAAAAAAAUAGUACUGAUUAACUUUUUUAAAAGAAAGAUUUUACUGUAAAUAUGAAUUUUUUUUUUUUUUUUUUUUUUUGGUUUUUUUUCUGUCCCUGCUCCCGGUUUGUUAUUGUAACCUGUAGUGCCAACUCUGCUUCCGGAGGGGUAGUGCAGGAUGAAAUGCUGACCCUGAUGUUGCUUCUCAUUCAUAAAUAAGUAGAAAGUUGUUUCUCCAGUCUUUUGGGAACACAGGACUUAAAAGUCACAUCAUGUGUAGAUAUUACAAGCAGCAUUACUAAGACAUGGCAAAAAAAGAGUUUGUCUGAAUUGUAAUGUUGCGUUUGGGACCCUAUUCUGGGAUUUUCAGAGGUACAAGGUUAGAAUGCUACAAUGUUACCACUGUGCCUUCCAAUGUUUAUAUCAUCGGAAACAUAACAUAAUCAAAGUGGCUGUGAUUUAACAAAACGAUUAAAGUGUUACCUACCUGUGUAGCCGAAGUAGUGUGCAGUGAGGCGUUUCUGAAUACAUGGUCAGAUUUUUGGAAAAAAACAAAAACAAAAACAAAAAAAAAACAAGUAAAGUUCAAAAACCAUCAAAUGAGAAAAUUGCAAGUAGUGUGACAGAGCUGAUUGAUUUUGUUGCUUUCUUGACUUUUUUUUUUUCAAAAUGGGUUUACUAAAAUGUAGAUGACUUAACUGCCUCCUCCUUCAUCUGAAAAAAAUGCCAAUAUUCAAUCAUCAUACAGCAUUAUAACAAGCCUUAUAAGUCCUAAAGCAUUAAGUUGCACUUUUUUGAGGAGGGUUAGUGCAGUAUUUCUCUGGCCAGUAUGAAUGAAGUUUGUACUUAACAUAUUUGAUAGAAACAUAGAUCAAGCUAUGGCACAGCAACUCAUCAGAUAGCUAGCUUUGACGUCUGGGCACAAUUGAACCAACUUCCAUCGUGAAUCUUUAUAAUGAUUGACUUUGGUGUAUAGUGCAGUAAACAAAUAGUGCUCCUAGUUAAGUAUUUGUCAGCAUCCUUUUGUCUCUAACUCGUUUCUAUUUUUACAGCCACACAAUCUUGGCAUGUAUUAAGAAAAAAAAAAUCCCUGUUCAAGUAGUUUUUCCACCUAUCAGCACUGAGUAAAUGCCAUAAAUACAUCAAAAUGGUCUAAAUGUUCCAUCUGUUCUCCUGUUUUGCCAGUUCUAGAGUAAUGAAAUACAUUUGUAAAUUUUAUGCAACAAAUGGCAAACGUAUCAUUAUUUUGAAAUUGUGUAUGUAAAAGUUAUAUUUUUACAUGUAGACUCUUGUUAUUAUGUGUUUUAAUACAUUGUAUCAGUUUUUGGGUUUUUUUUAAACUGUGGUUUUUAAAAAGUCUCAUUUAAAUGAAAUAGUGAGCUACAGGAAUCUGAAUUUUAUGUUCAUUUCUGAAAAUGUAAGAACAAAUAAGAUAGUUACCACGUGGUCAUCUUUUACAAACCCAUAAACAUUUUGAUUAGCUGUGUAUGUGUUGAAAACUGUAAAUAUGUUCAGUAGGGAUAAAACUAAAAUACUUUGAUUUGUUGAUAAGUUCCUAAAAUGUGGAGGUGGAUUAAAACCUUAGGAGAAUAGCAGAUAUCAAACUGGAUGAAAAGUCAUUUGGGGGCUUGCCUGUGAAAUGUACGAACAGAGGGACUCAAUGAAGGGCGUGGAAGAUAAUAAUGUGUACUCUCCCCUCCUCCCUGCAUAAUGGAAACCAUGUGUACUUGUUCCCCCAGUAUGUUAAAGAUUUCCUUUUAGUGGUACAUUCUGCACUCACUUUGUAUAGUCUACCAAGGCGGGUAUCCCUAGGAACAAUAUUAUAUAGGAAGCAGGUAUACUCUGAUGACAUUCAGGAUAAGUGUACAGACGAAAAUACAGUGUUUACUCUUUAGGGAACUGGAAACACUCCCUGCAUUGAUGUACAUUUUAAGAAUGGCACUUUUGAUACAUGUUAUCAUAAAGGUGCUUAAUAGAGCUGAAUUAAAGUUUUUCAAAUCUAUAAACAAAGCAAAAAAUUAAAUUUGUAGUCAUUUGGUUAUUUUUUAAAUUGGUGCUUUAUAUUUUAUUCUCACUCAAACAGAGUAAAAGCUGCAAUUUAUUGCUCACCAGCUUGGAUGUGUGCAUUACCCAGUAAUGUAGUACCUCUACUGUUGAAUUCCCUUUUGGAAAUAAGCGAAAAACUUUCCAGGCCACCAAUGGCUGCUCGCUACUUUUUGCCUGGUGGAGAAACUUGAUCUGCACCUAUCCGUAUUAAUUGGGUUGUAUCCCCAUUAAAGAAGAAAAAAGGGAA
Galeopterus variegatus (Sunda flying lemur) is the source of this 5555-nucleotide messenger RNA. It is a transcript of the gene TCF4, whose product is annotated as transcription factor 4. Bases 537 to 2552 code for a protein of 671 amino acids. Gene Ontology annotation, molecular function: DNA-binding transcription factor activity, RNA polymerase II-specific; protein dimerization activity; RNA polymerase II cis-regulatory region sequence-specific DNA binding. The record is from RefSeq and is a predicted model, not a curated record. The transcript is spliced from 20 exons. Lineage: Eukaryota; Metazoa; Chordata; Mammalia; Dermoptera; Cynocephalidae. Gene Ontology annotation, biological process: regulation of transcription by RNA polymerase II. Gene Ontology annotation, cellular component: transcription regulator complex.